AUGGGUGGAGGAUUAUCAAGGCAGGAAGAGCUGUUUGUGCUUGGCAAAUGGGCUGAGCUCCUAGAAAGCGCCAUGGACGCCGAUACUGAACGGUCCACUGAAGAAGCUAACCGUGGUGGGCAUUCAUCGUCACAGUUCCGUAUGUCGUUUCAUGAAUGGCAGGCUCUCAUCUCACUGCUCGAUAGCGCGCAGUCCUCUGAGGUGCCAUCACGUCUUUGUGCGAGCAUCCGUGGCAUGCAACUUUUGAAUCCAAGCGUUGCCGUCAUGAUACAUGUCUGUUGCUGGGUGGAUGGGAGCGUCAGUGAGAAGAGCUUCGUCGAGCGCCUUAGACUUCUUCAAGAUGACCUGCGGUCUCAGGAGAGCACGCCAAGGCGAGGGGGACAAUCAAAGGAUGAGGAAGCCGAACGAGAAUUAGUGAACACCGCACUUCGUGUCCUCACGGACCUUGUGGCACAUCGAGGAGAACCAUUAGCUCAGAAGCGCGGAAGUCGAGUGGGAAAUGCGGCGGUUGACAACCUCAUCGCGUGGGGUGGCUCCAAGAGACCUGUUGCUAUGCUUGCACACGCCUUCAUCGUUGGAGCUGUUGCCUGCAUUCACCCGGAGCCGUACUACGCCGAGGCCGCCAUCUACACCUUUCGCAAGUUGCAAGACGUGAUGAAUGAGGCAGUUGCCGCCGCCACACGUGGGAGGCGAGGUGGAAAGACAGCCGCAUGUAACGUUGCAGAGUGGCAGGCUAUGCGACGGCUGGAAACUAUUCUUGUGCGCCGUCAACAAGAAGUCGAUGUUGCCGAUCUUCUUACGACAAAAGAUCGCUGGUGGCUUCCUUCAAAAGUGACGACAGCGCAUGCACCGUCGACAAAAAGCCAAGAGGAACGUUGGGAAGAGGUGUGUUUGCACUACAUUGGCCAGCAGCAUAUAUGGGCAACUCUGAAGACGCACUUCUUGACCUCGGAUAUUUUCAACGCUGAAAAACCGACGGUGAUUCUCCUCUUUGGUCCAUCAGGGUUUGGUAAAUCGGAGUUGGCGCGACGCCUCGCGUGCGUGAUUCACGGCAUUGAGCCCGGUGAUGUGGAGACCAGUGGCAAGCUGAUUUAUAUACAUCUUCCAUCCUUCUGCACACGUGACUCCAUAUAUUCGCUUGUUGACCCACCAGCCGCACACGUUGGGGAAGGUGUUCUACUCUCGGCGCUUCGCAAGAAUGAUGAUGCGGUUGUGGUUCUUGAUGAGUUUGAAAAGGGCGCUGCAAACGCUAUUCAAAACCUAUGGCUUUCAGCCUUUCAAAAGAAGGGCACACUUCGCUCAUUAAAGGAGGCAUCACGGUCAGUAUCAACAGAAAAAGUGGUCUUUGUUCUCACGUGUAACACUGCCGCCGAUACCAUCUUGCGUCGCGAGGAAGAAUACUUGCAAGCCAGUGCAGGGGAGCAGGCAAAAAUGCGAAAAGAGUGGAUUGACAUGUGUCGAGAUGUGUGUCGAAGGACCAUGCAUGAUCCUUUUGUCAAUCGUGUUGAUUACUUUUUCCCUGUUGUCCCAUACACGGAGGCGGAGAAGCGGCAGUUUAUUCAUCUCCAGCUUCGCCGAAUGUUGCUAGAGCAACGUGCGAGGCACCAUCGUUUUUAUGUUACACCCCGCAUGGUAAAAGCCCUUGCGAGGAAACUGCAGACAUUUCAUGCUUCAACCAUAGAGGGUGUGGUGCGUCCGUUGCUUGUGGAGGCGAUACAUAAGAAGUGGAAUAUUGCCGUUUUAACCGUGGUGGAGCACAUCAGCGGCAGCGUGUUUGUUGCACUUCCGGUAACGGACACGUCUGAUGGUGUUGCAAUGUGGAACUCCCUUCCUGGGGCCAAGUGUGCGUUGGAGAUGUGUGAGGAGCCAGCGGGUGUGACAGCAAGUGAAGGUUUAGUAGAGAAAAGUUUGACCAAUGUAGUGUCAGGCAAAAAGAUUGGUGGUGGUGCCAUGAGCAUUAACACUGUAUCCCGACAUAAAAGUGUGGAUGCAGCUCCUCAACUUACGUCUGAGGCAAUCAGCUUAGGCCUGGAUACAAGCGUGGGGGCAGAGAAGAAGUACACUCUACAGUUGGAGACCACCGUUGAGAAGGAGCUGCAAGUGGAAUUGAAACGCACAAAGGAGCUCCUGGUUCUGAAGGAAAAAGAAAUUGUAUACUUAAAGGAAAAGGUUUUCCAGCUUGAGAAAAUAUUAGCCUUUUUUCUGGCUACCACGCUUAUGUGUCUACUGCUUCUCUCUUUUCUUGUGGGUAUGAAAACUGUUCUUGUGAUUAGUCUUCUGCUUUUUGUGUCUCUUUGGCUACUCGUGAAAAUGCCACUCCAGCUAUUGAUGGGAGCGAUUCGGGUUUUGUACGGUGUUCUCGGUCCCGUCGGUUCCACCCUCGCGGUGUUGGUGGCGUCACUGUGGGCAUCACAGGCAUUGCGGAACGCCGCAGUGUGCUGA
This is a messenger RNA of Trypanosoma rangeli, 2442 nucleotides long. RefSeq names its product adenosinetriphosphatase. Lineage: Eukaryota; Euglenozoa; Kinetoplastea; Trypanosomatida; Trypanosomatidae. The transcript has a single exon. The record is from RefSeq and is a predicted model, not a curated record. Gene Ontology annotation, molecular function: ATP hydrolysis activity; ATP binding. Bases 1 to 2442 code for a protein of 813 amino acids. Gene Ontology annotation, biological process: cellular response to heat. Gene Ontology annotation, cellular component: cytoplasm.